Molecule: messenger RNA, 1900 nt
Organism: Rubroshorea leprosula
Lineage: Eukaryota; Viridiplantae; Streptophyta; Magnoliopsida; Malvales; Dipterocarpaceae
Source: the annotation of a GenBank genome assembly
CAGCUCCCUCCAAUCGAACCCUAAAGCACUCUGAUUACAAAGUCCAAGCUAAAUCUGAAGUUGUAAACUCACUCUGGUUUUUUGGAAUCUCUCUUGUUUCUGGAUUCUUGAUCCGGUAAACGUCAUAUCCAGAAGCUUAAUCUCUUUCCCAUUCCACUAAAAUCAAUCGGUUCCGGCUCUCACUCUCACCUCGUAAAGCAAUUGUGGAAUUGGUUUCUCUUUUCCGGCAGGCAAUAGUACCGGACAUAGUCAUCUGGGAAGAUGGUAUUUGGGCAAGUGGUGAUUGGUCCGCCCGGUUCAGGGAAAACUACUUAUUGCAACGGCAUGUCUCAGUUCCUCAGACUCAUCGGAAGGAAGGUUGCUGUUAUCAAUCUGGAUCCUGCUAAUGAUGCAUUACCUUAUGAGUGUGCCAUAAACAUUGAGGAUCUGGUAAAACUAAGUGAUGUGAUGAUGGAACAUUCUCUUGGCCCGAAUGGAGGUCUUGUUUAUUGUAUGGAUUAUUUAGAGAAGAACAUUGACUGGUUGGAGUCUAAACUGAAACCUCUUCUGAAAGAUCACUAUCUUCUUUUUGAUUUUCCUGGCCAAGUUGAGUUAUUUUUCCUUCACUCCAACGCCAAGAAUGUCAUCAUGAAGCUCAUUAAAAAGCUGAAUCUUAGGUUGACUGCUAUACAUUUGGUUGAUGCCCAUCUCUGUAGUGACCCUGGGAAAUAUGUCAGUUCUUUACUUCUCUCAUUAUCUACCAUGCUGCAUUUGGAGCUCCCACACAUCAAUGUCUUGUCUAAGAUUGAUCUAAUUGAGAGCUAUGGAAAGCUGGCUUUCAACCUUGAUUUCUAUACUGAUGUACAAGAUCUAUCAUAUUUACAACACCAUCUUGAUCAGGAUCCUCGCUCUGCCAAAUAUAGAAAACUGACAAAGGAGCUCUGUGAAGUGGUAGAAGACUACAGUCUUGUUAAUUUCUCAACCUUAGAUAUUCAGGAUAAAGAGAGUGUUGGAAACCUUGUGAAGCUAAUUGACAAGAGCAAUGGCUACAUAUUUGCAAGCAUUGAUGCCAGUGCAGUUGAAUUCAGCAAGAUUGCCAUUCGUCAAGUUGAUUGGGAUUAUUACAGAUAUCCUUUUAUACAUACAUGCCUUUGGUGGUAUGGGGUUGUGUUACCACAAAAAUGCUUUAGAGUUUGGUAGCAUGCAUUUUGGAGUAUCAUAAAUUAAUAGUCUCCCUCUAGAUAGCCAUUUCUGUUUGCCACUGGAGUUGCCCCACAUUUCUUAAAAGAAGAGAAAGGAAAGCAAGUAGUAAAAUUUUAUCCUUAUUUUACAGUGUUUUGCUUUUCUGUCAUUUUUCUAACCCUGUAGAUGGCAUUAAUUCUAUGGAGUUCUCCUUUUUUGGGCACUUGAAAUCAUAUUUUUCUCUUAACAAAUCUUCACAGUUGCAGCAGUUCAAGAAAAGUACAUGAAGGAUGAUGAAAAUUUUGACAACUAACCAGCAUUCCUGUGAGCAAAUGGUACACAUACGGUGGCUUGUUACUUUUGUGCAUAUCGGCAAGUGUAUGCAUCAUACAUAUGUAUUUACCGAUCUUAAGUUUAUGCAAUUUUCUCCCUUUGUAGCAGAUAAUGAGAAAGUCUUCAUCAGCCAAUAACACUGGUUAAUUAAUUUACUGUGGAUGAUGAAGAAAACUUGCAAAUGAUAGACUAGUACAGCUUCUUCCUCUCCUGUUCAUCUCUCAACUCUGGUUUUGUGCAUGCUAGUUAAAUUAUGUGUAAACAAACUGAUGUAGCUAGAAUUUUGACUUGAAAAGUAAAAGGACCAAAGGUAGUUUUGGUCUUGGAAACAGGAAAUCCUGAUAAAAUCCAGUUUCCAUUUUGUUCUUGUUCCCACCACUACCACCAAUAAGAGCUUUAGCAGACA